Saccharomycopsis crataegensis is the source of this 285-nucleotide messenger RNA. RefSeq lists its product as uncharacterized. The coding region runs from base 1 to 285 and encodes 94 amino acids. The record is from RefSeq and is a predicted model, not a curated record. Lineage: Eukaryota; Fungi; Ascomycota; Saccharomycetes; Ascoideales; Saccharomycopsidaceae. The transcript has 2 exons.
AUGAAUGUCCAUGGCCAUAGUCCAUCAAAACACCAGCAGUUCCCCACCGUUGGAUCUAUUUUGGGCACCACUGACUUAGAAGGAAUCGAUAGUUUUCAUUUGGGAUGUGACGCGGAUCAUGUUAUUGAUGACGAAAAAUGGAAGAUUAUAAAUUACAAUAGAAAACUUCCAACUUUUGAUAGUGGACCAAUCCGAUUCUUCAGGAACUCUACUGGUCAAAAGCCAGAUAUUGACCAAGGCUUAAAUGUCAAACAGUUCUUAGAACUUAGCGAGGAAAGAACAUGA